AGCCCUAUUUAUAACCCCCACCCAGACACAGGAGCCACCUCGCUGCCUCCCCCUACCCACCCGGGCUGCCCCCAUGGCGCAGGAAACCUUCGCCUUCACCUCCUCAGCCCUGCGCUCGCUGCGGCUGCAGCAGGAGCUGCUGGAGCAGGAGGAUCGGCGCCGAGCCCUGGCUCGGGAAUCGGCCACACGCCGCUUCCUGGCAGCCAGCCCCCGCCCCCCGGGGACCCCCUUGCGGCGCCUCCAGUACUGCCGGGACCCUGCUGUCCACAACGCCCUGUACGCCGGGGACCUCCGGCGCGUCAAGAGCAUCUUCACGGAUGAGGCCACCAGCAACAUGGUCAUGGAGACGGUCAGCGAGGAGCUGGUGUGGUCGCCUGAGCAGGCGCUGUGGGUGCUGAGCCCCCGGCGGCAGCAGACCUCAGCGCUGCGCAUCGUCAGCGCCCGGGGCUACGGCGACUGUGCCAGGCACCUGCUGCUGCGGGGGGCCAAGGUGGACGCUGUGGUGGGGGGCAGGGCCCCCCUGCACGACAGCGCAGCCGCCCCCCGCCCCGACUGCACCCGCCUGCUGCUGGCCUUCGGGGCCGACCCCAACGUGCUGAGCGACGAGGGCUCAGCACCGCUGCACCUCUGCACCACGCCGGACAGCCUCCCGUGCGCGGAGCUGCUGCUGGCCCACGGGGCGCGAGUGAACCUGGGCACGCGGGACCGGCACGUGACGGCCCUGCACGUGGCAGCGCGCCAGGGGCUGGUGGCCCACGUGGAGCUGUACCUGGGCCACGGCGCGGACCCUGCCCACCGCACCCGCCAAGGCGAGACCCCCCUGAACGCCGCCUGCGCCGCCGCCGAGCGCCCCGAGGACGCCCAACGCUUCCACCGCGUGGUCGAGCUGCUGCUGGCCGCCGGCGCCGAGCCCGGGGCCGCGGGCCGCAAGGACCACACGCCCCUGCACAACGCCUGCGGCAACGGACAGCCCGGGCUGGCGCGGCUGCUGCUGCGGCACGGCGCCGACGCCACCGUCCCCAACUGCGCUGGCUACACCCCCAUGGACUGCGCCCUGCACGCCGUCGAGGAGUACCGGCACCAGCGCCCCGAGGACAUCAUCCUCCUCCUGCUCGACCACGGUGCUGGCCCUGUCCACCCCAAGAUGCUGAAGUUCUGCUGUCGGCACCCCCCAGCGCUGGAGGUGGUUCUCAACGCCUACGACCGCAUCCCCCCUGCCGAGAACUGGAUGGGGACUGUGCCCCCCGAGCUGUGGGAGGAGCACCAGGAGUUCUACGACUCGGCGGUGUGCAUGGCAGGGCAGCCGCGCCGGCUGCAGCACCUGGCCCGCUGUGCCAUCCGGCGGCUCCUGGGUGCCCGCUGCCAUGCUGCUGUCCCCAAGCUGGCCCUGCCACCCGCCCUGAAACACUACCUCCAGCUGCCACUCGAGGGGAUCAUCUCCUGAGGGCACCCCCAUGUCUCCCACCACCAGAUG
This is a messenger RNA of Dryobates pubescens (Downy woodpecker), 1474 nucleotides long. RefSeq names its product ankyrin repeat and SOCS box containing 16 (gene ASB16). The record is from RefSeq and is a predicted model, not a curated record. Gene Ontology annotation, biological process: negative regulation of delayed rectifier potassium channel activity; neuronal action potential; intracellular signal transduction. Gene Ontology annotation, cellular component: membrane; synapse; axon initial segment. Lineage: Eukaryota; Metazoa; Chordata; Aves; Piciformes; Picidae. The transcript has 5 exons. Gene Ontology annotation, molecular function: transmembrane transporter binding. The coding region runs from base 74 to 1444 and encodes 456 amino acids.